This is a messenger RNA of Naegleria lovaniensis, 954 nucleotides long. RefSeq lists its product as uncharacterized. The transcript has a single exon. Lineage: Eukaryota; Heterolobosea; Eutetramitea; Acrasida; Naegleriidae. Bases 1 to 954 code for a protein of 317 amino acids. The record is from RefSeq and is a predicted model, not a curated record.
AUGAGAACCUACUCACGGAAACAAACCACCAUUGGAAGAAGAAUUUCUUCUGAACUAGCUCUCGAUCAUGAGGACCAUAAAGCCUCUUCUCUUCACUUGAAACAACUCGAUGACAUUAGCAUUUCGGGAGAUGAAGCAGAAGAACAGAAUCCAUCAAACUAUGAUGAUGUUGAAUUAAAAACAUCAUCAGCAAUGACUACAUCCACCAUGGCAGAUGACGAUCAAAUCUCAACGAAUGAACGAUCCUAUGAGAAGAAGCCUCGUGUAUCCAAGAGAAAACAAAGAACCUCAACCUCCAAACGAAAAUAUUCAGAACACACCUCGGAAGACAGUGAUGAAACAGAAGGAGAUCGUUCAACCAAAUCCUCUGAAGAUGAAGAAUACACGGAAAAGAAGAAAAAGAAGAAAACAAGUACGACCAAGAAGUCGAAGAAGAAGUCCUCCUCAUCCCAAAAGAAAAAGAAACGACAUCAAUCUCCAACGAAUAUUGACCAAGAAGAAUCAGAGACUGAACAAGACGAAAAAUUGAAAGCCUAUCUCGAAAAAGCAAACAAGUACUUUGCUGAAGUUGACACUCGAAAGUUAACAAGGGUCAACGAGAAGGAAGAAGAAGAACACGAAAUGAAAUUGGUGUCUCAACAAAUUCUUGAAAAUGUGUCUAAGGAAAUGAAAGCUGUAGAGAAGGCCAAAGAAAUUAUUCAUAAAGCACAUAAACAUCAAGAAAUUCAUGAAGAAGAAAGAAGGAAAAAGUUAGAGCAAGCGAGAGAAAAAGAGAAGGAGGAAUCAAGACGAAGGGAAUAUGAACGAUAUCGUCAAUCAAUGGAAGGCAUUGGAGUGGAUCCUAUAUCUUUUGAAGAGUUUAUUACUAAGAAUCAAGAUGAAAGUGUUUUGAACUUGGCAGCGCCUCAACAAUUAGGAGUUCUAGAGGAAAUUGAUUCAUUCUUUGAUUUGUAG